Messenger RNA from Ricinus communis (castor bean), 1098 nucleotides. RefSeq names its product BES1/BZR1 homolog protein 4. The record is from RefSeq and is a predicted model, not a curated record. Lineage: Eukaryota; Viridiplantae; Streptophyta; Magnoliopsida; Malpighiales; Euphorbiaceae. The transcript is spliced from 2 exons. Gene Ontology annotation, biological process: brassinosteroid mediated signaling pathway; DNA-templated transcription. Bases 1 to 966 code for a protein of 321 amino acids. Gene Ontology annotation, molecular function: DNA-binding transcription factor activity.
AUGGAAUAUAGAAAGAGAAUCAUAUGUUUCAGGAUAGGGAAAAAGGCAAAUUCCUGGGGUAGAAGUAGACUCUGUUAUCAGCCGCCACCUAACAAAAAUCCAUCCAAUCACAAUUCACAACUGCCUCUGCUUCCCCUGUCCUUACUAAACUUGACCAUCCAAUCACGUGACUCUCUCUCUCUCAUGCAAUUGCUCCUUCCUAAUCAUGCAAAAAACAUAUAUAAACAAACCUGUAUAUAUACAAAAAGGAAAAACCACACAGAGAGAGAGAGAGAAAAAAAAAAGAAAAUGGUGGGGAGUUCAUCAACAAGAAGUGAGAGUGAGAAGGAGAAAACAAAGCUUAGAGAGAGGCAGAGAAGAGCCAUUACCACCAAGAUUUUCCAUGGACUUAGGAGACAUGGUGGCUACCAUCUCUCUCCUCGAGCUGACAUCAAUGAAGUCCUCCGUGAGCUUGCCAAGGAGGCUGGUUGGGUUGUUGACCCUGAUGGUACCACCUACCGCUAUAAGCUCGUAAAUCGCUGCCCGACUUGCGGGGCAAUCCCAAAUAAUACAAGCACCACCGCAACACCCACCACCAGUAGCACUGUGGUUGCCGGAGGCGGAGCUGGUGCAGAGUGUUCAACUACCACCUCGCCCUGCUGCAUUGAUCCCACCGCCGUGAUGAUCAAUGCCAACAGCAAUGGCGAACCUACCACUACAGCAACUUCAUGCACUUAUAUAUGCAGUGAUGGUUCCGGUGGCGGUGGUGGUGAUGGUGACCUCCCUCUUGCAUUCUACAUGUACAGAGGACUUGCUGGUGGUAUCACGUAUCCCCCCAUCACUACCACCACAGUUGCAGCAGUUGGAGGUGGAGUGAAGGUAGCCACUAAUCAUGAGCAGCACCAACAGCAAGGAACAUACAUGCAAGAGGCAAAGGCAUCUAACCAGAGUACACCUGUGGAGUCACCUCUGCGCCGUACUAACUAAAAAAGUUUGAUAUACUUGGAAUUCAGAAUGUGGUCUCAAUUGCAUCCUUCAUUUCCUAGUCUAGCUCUUUGCAUUAUAUAGUAUGUGAACAUACUGAGAAUAUAUAAAGAUUCAAUAUUUGAAACUUCUUGA